GUUUGACAGGGUACUUACACAAGUAAGCACUUGUUUAAGGCCUGGGACAAGUGCGACUCGGACUGUCACUCGUUGUCAUCCGUCGUGGACAUUUGCGUGUCUCCGGUCGUCGAGGACACAACCCAAACUCGAAAUCUAACUCUACACGCGGAUUGCGACUAUAUCAGUGCAUUUAUAACUUGGCCAGUGUUUGUUUAGUUGCCUAACUUAAAUCGGAACAUUUUUAAACUUAGAGUGAUGGCGUUUGAAGACCGGUCAAGUCCUAACACGGCAACCAGCCCCAAUUCAGACAUCAACCAUCAACACCACAACACUCCGAAUUCACCAGAAUCUACAAGGACAUCACCAUUUACCUGUACCAUGAUUUCUAAGACUCAUCAGACUUAUAUCUCACCUCCUGCUUCACCAGUUUCACGAAGAGGUUUGGCUUUUGAUUCUGUGAACACUCCAAGUGUGAAAAUUGAACAACAGGAGAAGACCUUUUUGAGAAUCACUUCCUAUGCUCUACCAAGUCCCAAACAUGAAGAGGACACUUCCUCGAGAUACAGCCAUUCGGAAGCUUCAAGUUCACCACCUCCUGAUGAUGAGGAACCCACGAUACAGACUCUGAAGUAUUCCAUUACUAAUAUUCUACAACCUGAUUUUGGAAAGUCUGCGGUCUUGAGGACCAAAGUUACUCCAAAGAUUGCCUUCAAACCCUAUGAAUCUGAUGUGAAACCAUUCGAUAGAGCCCCAUUGGGGAGUCUGUGUCAUGCUGUGUCUAGAAUUGGUAAGAGUACGAAUAUCAAAAGCCCGGAACCAAUUCCUCCUCCGAGGAAAUCACCAAGUCCAGCUACACCUAUACUGCCCUCACCGGAGGAGUUGACCAAAGCGAAGAGUGAUGACUCUAGUGUUCCACAACUUUGGCCGGCAUGGGUCUACUGCACGAGAUACUCGGACAGACCUAGUUCAGGUCCACGAUCAAGACGUAUGAAGAAACCGAGCACUGGUCCGAAAUCCAACGAAGAUAAACGUCCGCGGACAGCGUUUUCCGGCGCACAAUUAGCCCGUCUUAAACAAGAGUUUGCCGAAAAUCGUUACCUCACCGAACGCCGCCGUCAGCAACUCUCCGCUGAGUUGGGUCUGAACGAAGCGCAGAUCAAAAUUUGGUUCCAAAACAAACGCGCGAAGAUCAAAAAAUCCAACGGGCAGAAAAACCCGCUCGCGAUUCAAUUAAUGGCGCAAGGAUUAUACAAUCAUACAACUGUCGCGUGUGAUGAGGACGAUAUGCCUAUCACAACGUAAAAUCAUUCAAAAUAACAUAAAUAAUUAAAUUAAUAAAAAGCCAAAUAUUGAUUUGAAUUAAAAUUGAAUUUAAAUUGAAGAUCUCAGAUAAAAAUGCCAGAAAAAAUUAAAUUAUGACGAUUCAAAGGGUGAGAAAUGUACAAAAGGAAACGCUUAAUAUUAUAAAUAUUGUUGUAGACAUUUUGAGAUGUUUAGAGCUUUCGUUGUUUUGUUUAAACUCGUAUUAUUUUGUUAAAUAGUUGUAAAAAAUCACACACGAUUCACCGAGUGGAAUACAGUUCAGCAGUCACUUUGUACUAAAAAUAGACUGAUUCAUUUUAAUUAUAUUUAAAUAAUUACCUACAUCAAAGGUGGCUCAUGUUUUCACUCGACUCUUAUUGAAUAUUGCAAUAUUUCAAUUUAACACCUAAUCAAACGUAUCGGAUUCAGAUUAAUCGAAUAAUUCACAAAUUUUUGGUAAAUAAAACUGAAUAUUCUACUAUAAUAGUGAUAAGAAUAAUUCAUGCGUGUUUCGCUGUGAAUUAAUAACGUGCAAUGCUUCUUCUUCCCAUCACAUGCGUACGUAUGCUAGAUAUGGUUAUUUAAUGUACAUACUACUUUGAUAUACUUAUACAUGCUUAAGUUGUAUUGAUAAGAAAUGUAUUGUGUUAUUAUUGUAUUUCUAUCGCAUAUGAUUGUGUGGAUGACUGAAUGACUGAUCAGAUUUAAAGUGUAUAUAAUAAAGUACUAAAUAUUACAUUAAAAAA
Molecule: messenger RNA, 2030 nt
Organism: Dalotia coriaria
Lineage: Eukaryota; Metazoa; Arthropoda; Insecta; Coleoptera; Staphylinidae
Product: homeobox protein engrailed-2b-like
Exons: 2
Coding region: 238-1284 (348 amino acids)
Biological process (GO): neuron differentiation; regulation of transcription by RNA polymerase II; multicellular organism development
Cellular component (GO): nucleus
Molecular function (GO): DNA-binding transcription factor activity, RNA polymerase II-specific; RNA polymerase II cis-regulatory region sequence-specific DNA binding
Source: RefSeq, a predicted model, not a curated record